AUGGAAACUAAAGAGCGUAAUCAACAUCCUUUUACUUUUAGUUUCUUUAGUCAUUCAAAUAGUGAAAAAACUAGUAAUGGUACUAAACCAAAAAAAGCGGAAACUAAAAGCGAUUCUAAAUCAAAUACUAAACUUAAGAGUACUGACAACGUAGCAGCGACGUCUGCAAUCUGUAGCAACAACCUAAAGGUAUCUGCAACCACUAACAACAAAUCAACUAUACCUGCAACAAGCAGUAAAAAUGGAAGUGAUCAAACUGUAAACCUUCCAAACACUUUUCACGUUAAGUACUUGGGCAAGCGUCACGCUCGUGGACUGUGGGGAAUUAAAUACACUCGACAACCAGUAGAUGAAAUGGCAGCCGCUUACCGUGCCAGUUUACCUAAUAUGUCCCGGCCUAUUCUGAAACUUGAGGUAUCUUUGGAGGGCAUUAUGGUGAGCGCGAUGCCUCAAAACAGAAACCCUAAUAUUGAGGCAAAGAAGUUUCCCAUUAGCUCAAUAUCGUACUGUGUUCAGGAUAUAGUGUACGACCGAAUAUUUGCAAUAAUUGCUGUUCAAGAUUCCACAACUGGCUUACAACAGCAUCCUUUUGAGUGCCACGCCUUCUUGUGUGACAAACAAGAAAGCGCUCGAGAUCUUUCCUUGUCCUUGGCUACAGUUUUUCAACUCAGCAACCGCAAUGACGUGAAGCAAGACUUACCCACAGAGACUGAUGACUCUGAAGUGUAA
Limulus polyphemus (Atlantic horseshoe crab) is the source of this 729-nucleotide messenger RNA. Its product is annotated as low density lipoprotein receptor adapter protein 1-A-like. The transcript has a single exon. Lineage: Eukaryota; Metazoa; Arthropoda; Merostomata; Xiphosura; Limulidae. The record is from RefSeq and is a predicted model, not a curated record. The coding region runs from base 1 to 729 and encodes 242 amino acids.